Molecule: messenger RNA, 2337 nt
Organism: Dioszegia hungarica
Lineage: Eukaryota; Fungi; Basidiomycota; Tremellomycetes; Tremellales; Bulleribasidiaceae
Product: Cullin
Exons: 18
Coding region: 1-2337 (778 amino acids)
Biological process (GO): protein ubiquitination; SCF-dependent proteasomal ubiquitin-dependent protein catabolic process
Cellular component (GO): SCF ubiquitin ligase complex
Molecular function (GO): ubiquitin protein ligase binding
Source: RefSeq, a predicted model, not a curated record
AUGUCUUCAUCAAACGCUGCAGCGGAUGCUGCCUGGGUUGAACCCACCAAGAAUGACAAGCCGAGCAAGGAUGCGGACUUGAAGCACGCCUGGGCGUUCCUUCGCGUCGGUGUCGAGCACAUCAUGACUCGUCUCCACAUGGGAAUGAGCUACUCGUACUACAUUCUCCUCUACACGGCGAUCUACGACUUUUGUACGCAGAACCGCCCGCACACCUCUGCCUUUGGUGCUGGACACCGAGGCGGGGCCAGUCUGCAGGGUGCGGACUUGUACCGCAGCUUGCACAAUUACCUCUCGGACCACUGCAAGCAGAUGCGCGAGGAAGGCGAGAAGCUCUCAGACCUCGAGCUCCUCAAGUUCUACGCCAAGCAGUGGGACCGAUACACCACCGGCGCCAACUACGUCAACAAGAUGUUCAACUACUUGAACAAGCACUGGGUCAAGCGCGAGAAGGAUGAGGGAAGGAAGGAGGUGUACACUGUCUACACUCUCGCCCUGGUGGCGUGGAAGCAGAACUUCUUCAAGCACCUCAACCCGGGCGCGGGCGGUGUCUCCCGCCUCACCCAGGCGCUUCUCAAGCAGAUUGAGCUCCAGAGGAACGGCGAGCAGGUGGACUCGGGUCUCCUCAAGCGCGUCAUUGACAGCUACGUCUCUCUCGGUCUGGACGAAGCCGACGCUCAGCGCUCCAACCUCGAAGUCUACAAGGAGCACUUCCAGGAGCACUUCAUCGCCGCCACCCAGGCGUACUACAAGGCCGAAUCUACCGACUUUGUCGCCAACAACUCGGUCAGCGACUACAUGAAGAAGGCGGAGGACAGGCUUCAGGAGGAGGCGGAUCGUGUCAACUUGUACUUGAACGAUACGACCAAGAAGGAUCUCAAGGAGACUUGCGAGAAGGCGCUCAUUGCUGCUCACUCGGACAUUAUUGUCGACGAGUUCCAGCCGCUCCUCAACGCCGACAAGAACGAUGAUCUGACCCGGAUGUACGGUCUCCUCAUGCGUAUCCCGAACGGUCUCGAGCCUCUCCGCAAGAAGUUUGAGGAGCACGUCAAGCUCUCUGGCUGCGCGGCGGUCCAGAAGAUCAUGCCUACCCCUGCGGCGGGGGCUGAGAGCUCCAAGACUGAGUCUGUGGACCCCAAGGCGUACGUCGAGGCUCUGCUCGAGGUGCACUCCAAGUACUCGGACGUUGUCAAUGGACCGUUCCGCGCCGAGCUUGGCUUCAACGCUAGUCUCGACAGGGCCUGCCGCGAGUUUGUCAACCUCAACCCUGCGGCCAGCAACUCGACCCGGUCCCCCGAAUUGCUCGCUUCGCACACCGACCAACUCCUCCAGAAGAAUAACAAAGAGGUGGAUGCCGAUACCCUCGAAAAGGCGCUCGAACAGGUCAUGGUCGUCUUCAGGUUCGUCACCGACAAGGAUGUCUUCCAGAAGUUCUACGGGAAGAAGCUCGCCAAGCGUCUCGUCAACCACACGUCUGCUUCGGACGACAGCGAGAGUUCGAUGAUUACCAAGCUCAAGGCGGAACAAGGGUUUGAUUAUACCAACAAGUUCACGAGGAUGUUCCAGGAUGUCAAUCUCAGUCGGGAUUUGACGGAACGGUUCAAGGAGAAAGAGCGGAGCCAGGGUAUCUCUUCUGACCUCGACUUCCAGUGUCAAGUCCUGGGGACCAACUUCUGGCCGUUCAAUCCACCCGCGACGGAGUUUACUAUUCCUCGCGAGAUUUCACCGACGUUUGACCGAUUCGUCAAGUUCUACAAUGAGGCUCACUCCGGUCGAAAGCUUACGUGGCUCUGGCACGUCUCCAAGAAUGAGCUCAAGACGACCUACCUCGCUCAGAAGUACAUCUUCAUGACAUCGGCAUACCAAAUGUCGAUCCUCACUCAGUUCAACGAGAGCGAUACGCAUACGUUCAAGGAGCUGCAGACGGCCACGUCGAUCGCGGAGGGGAUUCUCAAGCCCCAGUUGGUGGUGUUGGUCAAGAUGAAGGUGUUGCUCCAGGAUGACGAUACGUACGAGUUGAACCUGAACUUCAAGGCCAAGAAGAUCAAGGUACAGCUCAACCAGCAAAUCAAGUCGGAGCAGAAACAGGAGCAUACCGAGACAUUGGCGGCAGUGGAUGAGGACAGGAAGUUUGUGUACCAAGCGACGAUCGUCAGGUUGAUGAAGUCGAGGAAGACCAUGAAGCACCAAGCUUUGAUCCAGGAAGUCACCGCUACGAUCUCUACCAAGUUCACGCCCAAGAUCCCGGAGAUCAAGAAGGGUAUCGAUCAUCUCAUUGAGAAGGAUUAUUUGGAGCGUGCCGAGGGGUCGAACGAUACCUACAACUAUCUCGCUUAG